This is a messenger RNA of Oryza brachyantha (malo sina), 2251 nucleotides long. Its product is annotated as F-box/kelch-repeat protein SKIP11-like. The transcript has 2 exons. The record is from RefSeq and is a predicted model, not a curated record. Gene Ontology annotation, molecular function: protein binding. NCBI's taxonomy places the organism in Eukaryota, Viridiplantae, Streptophyta, Magnoliopsida, Poales, Poaceae. Bases 523 to 1833 code for a protein of 436 amino acids. Gene Ontology annotation, cellular component: nucleus.
UCACCAUCACCACCUCCUCCUGCUCUCUCUCUCUCUCUUCUUCUUCUUCUUCCUCCUCACCUUUCUCUCUCAUCUCAUCACAGUUGGAGUUUGCCAAUAGAAUACAAAAACAGCAGGUAAGGAGAGAAAAAAAGACCAGAGAGAGAAAAAAAAACAAGGCUUUCUCUCUCUUGCUUCCAAUCUGCGGCGCGAGGCGGAGGCCAGAGGAGGAGGAGGUGGUGGUGGCGGCCACCGCCGGCGAGAUGGGCCCGUAGGAGCGGUGUGGGCGGCCUCCCUGUCCUCGCCGACCCACCUGUGCGGCGGGCGACCUCGCCGGCUCGGUGCGACACUGCCGGCCGGCAAGAAAGGAUUCUCUCUUUUUUUUUUCCUUUGGUUCCAGAUUGGAUCCUUAAUUUAGGGGCGAAAAGAGGGAAGCUUGCAAGAAGAAUCCUCCUAUUUUGGGUUGUUUCUUUCUGCUGGAAGAUCCACCCGGUUGUUAGGUUUAUUUGCUGCUGCUGAGGAGUUUGAAGGCUUGGGCUGGUCAUGUUGGGGGAGCAGCGUAUGAAAUUCUUGCUAGAGUCAGCAAGCUCAUCAAGCUCCGCGCCGGCCUCAGCGCCAUCCGAAGAGGUUGUUUCAAGAAGCCGGAAGCUUGUCGUUGAGAGCUUGGGGUUGGGGGUGGGGGUGAAGAAGGGAGAAGAGGUGGAGGAGGAACUCUUGAGCCGUCGCAGCAAGAAGAACAAGGUUGCCGGUGAUUCGGGGAAUUCUGGGACUGAAGUUUGGGACUUAGAAAUGCAGGAUGCUGAUCAGAAUGGUGAGGCCAACACAAGCGAACUCAUAGGCGCGAUCGGGCGGGAGCUGGCUAUUACCUGCCUGCUCCACACUCCCCGAUCUUACUAUGGUAUGAUAGCAUGCCUUAACCGGUCCUUCUGCUCCCUUAUGAGGUCCGGGCAGCUGUAUAGAUUGCGGCGGGAGGCUCGCAUUGUUGAGCACAUGAUCUACUGCUCAUGCAAUGUGCUUGAGUGGGAUGGCUUUGAUCCAUGCCGCCAACGGUGGUUCAGCAUCCCCUCCAUGCCUCCCAUAGAGUGCUUCACGCUUGCUGAUAAGGAGUCACUUGCCGUGGGAACCAAUAUCCUUGUUUUUGGGAAGAAGGUGGAGGCCCAUGUUGUACUGAAGUAUAGCCUCCUAAGUAAUUCUUGGACAACAGGAGAUAUGAUGAACUCACCCAGGUGCUUGUUUGGCUCAGCAAGCUUUGGUGAGAAGGCAAUUGUAGCAGGUGGAAUUGGUGAUACUGGUACAUUAAGCUCUGCUGAGCUCUAUGAUUCUGAAGCGCAGACAUGGACCACUCUUCCAAGCAUGAAUAAGGCGCGGAAGAUGUGUUCUGGUUUUUUCAUGGAUGGUAAAUUUUAUGUUAUUGGCGGGAAAGCGGAUAAUCAUAAUGAGAUCCUCAAUUGUGGUGAGGAGUUUGAUUUGGAGAAGGGCACUUGGCGUUUGAUCCCAGAUAUGGCAUCUGGCCUUAAUGGUGGCAGUGGUGCUCCACCACUUGUUGCUGUUGUGAAUAAUGAACUUUAUGCUGCUGAUUAUGCAGAGAAGGAGGUGAGGAGAUAUGACAAGGUUAAUAACGCUUGGAUCACUCUUGGGUCAUUACCCGAGAAGUAUACAUCGGUUAACGGCUGGGGUUUGGCAUUUCGUGGUUGUGGAGAUAAGCUCAUUGUGAUUGGUGGAAUGAGCGCACCUGGGGGCGGAGUGAUUGAAGUUUGUUCGUGGGUACCCAAUAAUGGACAGCCAGAGUGGAAAAUCAUUGGCAGCCGCCGUUCUGGAAGCUUUGUGUACAAUUGUGCUGUGAUGGGCUGUUGACAUACCAAGGCUAUUACAUUAUCGACUGUACAUCUUGACUAAAAGGAAGGAUAAAAGAGGCAAAUUCUUCUGAGCUUGUUUAGUGAUUCUGAUCGAUGGGUAAUUUCUGCCUUUUCUGGCAUUUUAGGCUGAGCUGAAGAUUGGGUAGAAUUUUCUCAUGUAGCUUCAUACUUGCUAUUGUCUAGUCUCUUCAUUUUAAUUCCAUUUGGAGGGCCUGCAAAUGAUUUCCAGAAAGUGGGACAUGCAGCGCAGCAUUAGAUUAAUAAUUUGGUGCAACCUCAAACAUUUUGAUCUGCCUUGGAUACCUUCAUGAAAGUUUUUUAGCUCCAGAGAGUAGCCUUACAUUGGCAAACCAUUUGCCCAUAGAUUGUAAGAAAUAAAGGAAGAAAGAAAAAUGUCCUUGUUGACAAUUAUGCCU